Messenger RNA from Hemicordylus capensis (graceful crag lizard), 3581 nucleotides. RefSeq names its product fibronectin type III domain containing 7 (gene FNDC7). Gene Ontology annotation, molecular function: protein binding. The transcript has 14 exons. The record is from RefSeq and is a predicted model, not a curated record. Bases 594 to 3083 code for a protein of 829 amino acids. NCBI's taxonomy places the organism in Eukaryota, Metazoa, Chordata, Lepidosauria, Squamata, Cordylidae.
AGUCCGCACUGGAGGAUGCGACCAAUCACCACAGUCCUUCGGCCCGGCCCCACCCCCUUGCAGCUGGCCACGCCCCUGCCCUGCAGGUUCGUCGCCUUUCUGCCGAGCUCGCCUCGCUAGUGGUGGCGGGUGUGCGGAGGAAGGGAGGUGGCUUGGACGCUUCGUCGCAUCGCGGCGGAUUUCAGCCCGAUUGCUCUGCCCUGGGCCGCUGGGGUGAAUGGGGCCGCUGGGGUGAAUGGGGUUGAGGCGUGUCUCCUUUUGCGUAGGGUCGCCGGGGAAUUGCCCUUGUCGGCGCAGGGGAAUUUUUUUAGUUGAGGAGGAGGAGGAGGAGAUAAAACCGUGUUUUGUUUUGUGUUUAAACAACGGGGGAAUUUAGCAGGAAGCAAAAGAGCUGUACUUGUUCCCGUGGAGUCGGAAGCAAGAGGCGUUGCCGUGUUAGUUUGUUAAUGGCACAAACGAAACGAAGCUUGUGGCUCUUUAAAGACUAAAUGAGUCUAUUAUGACAAUGUCAUAAGGUAGCUGAUUUCUGCUAAUUUCUGGAUGGGGAUCUCAAAUCUAUAAGUGGACAGGAAACAAAAAGUUCAGCGUGCAGAAUGAUUGCUGGGAAAUGUGCAUAUUUCAUAUUUUUUGGAUUAAUUCUCAUCAGCUUUAAAAUGAUUAUGUCAGCUAACACAGGCUUCUCUGUGACCAUUUAUGAUGUGUCAUCAAGAAGUGUUUAUCUUCAAUGGCCCAAAUUUCCAGGAGCCUCUUCUUAUAGGGCCAUGGCAACUCCUAUGAAUGCAGUGGGGCACUCUGUCUCCAUCCAUUUCAGUGAUGUCACAGUUGUAGGUACUCUAGCCCCACUGUCCCCCAACAGUGUCUAUAAUGUAAGAGUGGAUGCCAUUGACAAGAAUGGCAUUACCCUCGCUGAAGCACAGACCAUGCAGUUAACAGCUCCUGAGAUCCCUGCUAUUGAACAAGCUUAUUCAAAACUGAGUAACAGUAUCACAGUGGAAUGGGCAGCUGUCACAGGAGCAUCCAGUUACUUGCUGACAGCACGGGAUGGAGAGUCAUUCAUUGAAACAAUAGUCACAAAUUCUCCAGGCACUGUCACAGGGUUGAAGGCUGCUACACUGUAUAAAAUCACCAUCCAAUCCAUAAAUGCUGGAGGAAGAAGCCAGCCUUCACCUUCAAAGAAGGCAAAGACAGUGCUGGCUGCACCAAUUGUCAUGGCAAGUUCCCCGAGUUACAACAACAUUGUGGUGAGCUGGAGAGUGGUAUAUAUGGCUGUUGGAUUCUUUGUGUCCAUCAUGAGAUCAGAUGGUCUGGGCAACAUGCUGAAAGAAAACACCACCAACACCUCCUUGAUAUUUUCUAAUUUAGAUUCAGGAACUCUCUAUACCAUCAAGGCCCAUGCUUGGGAUGUCAACUGGAUUCCCGGGGAUGACUUCACAUACAACCAAAGAACAAGACCUCAGGCACCAGCAGAUGUUCAACUGGCUUUUGACAGUGGAGCACUGAGAGCUACUAUUUCGUGCACACCAACAGAAGGAGCAUCUAGUUACAUCAUGGCAGCCCAUAGUGGUACCACCAAGCUGAACUGUAGUACAACCUCCAGUUCUUGCAUUAUACCAUCACUUGACUGUGGGGCCCAAUAUUCCUUGUCUGUCGUAGCAAGGAAUGAGGCUGGAUCAAGCACACCUACAGAGCCUGUGUCUUUCAAAACUAUCCCUUGUGCUCCAGAAAGUAUAACGAUUGAAGAAGAUGAGCCAGGCAAUUUGGCAGUGUCAUGGUCAGAUGUAAACCUAGGCGAUUAUUAUGUGGUCUUUGUGAAAAGUGACGAUGGCUUGGAGGUACACUGCAACACAUCACAGACCCAGUGUCACUUCCAAUCAGACUGCGGUUUCACGUAUUUCAUUAGCGUCUUUGCCUAUAACAAGGCAGGGCAGAGCCCCUUAGGUGACAUAUUUAACUAUACCACUGCACCUUGCUGUCCCAGUGACUUUAACCCAGUGUUUGUGUCCAGUGACACUAUUCAGAUUGUCUGGUCUCCUGUCCGUGGUGCUGAAAUGUAUGAAACAAAAGCUGUUGAUUGGACCAGUGAGCUGCUAUGCAAUGACACUGCUACAGUUUGUACCUUGUCUGCACUGCAGUGCAACACCCAGUUCAAUGUCACUGUCUAUUCAUUCAGUGAAAUUAGGGGCAGCAACACAUCAUGUGCAUCUAAACAUGUGGCAACAGCUCCAUGCAGUCCAGAAAUAAUAAACAUCUCAAAAGAUGCUCUUUCUGUAAUUAGUGUGCACUGGCAUGCCAAUAAUGAUGAUGCAACAUAUACCGUCACUGUCAAAGGAGAAGCAGGAAUGUGGCAUUGCACAAGCUCUGGAAAUUCGUGCACUAUCCAGAAUCUCCCAUGUGGAUCGUUAUUCUCUAUCAGCGUAGUAGCAAGUACAGAAGCAGGACACAGCUUGCCUAGUUACAGUGUCCCUUUAGAGACAGCUCCUUGCUGCCCAGCUGAUCUUACAGUAACUCAAAUAACACAGUCUGUAACAAACAUCACCUGGUCUAUUGGGACUGGUGCAAAGACAUACAUAGCAAUUUUGGAAUCACACAAAGGACAGGCCAGGUGUCACACACUACAAAACUAUUGCCUCCUGGGAUGUAUUACAUGUGGAAUCAACUACACAGUGUCUGUGAGAGCAAUCAGUGAAACGGGUUUAAUAUCAGAUUGUAUCAUCAGAGGAUUUCCUUCUAGUGCCUGCUGCCCAUCUGGAGUUAAAUUAUAUAGACUGGGUAACAAUGGCAUACGAAUAUACUGGCGGGCUUCUGACAGGUCAAUAAAUUAUUGUACAGAUCUCUAUGGCUCAAAGGGAAAUUUCACUUGUACACCUAAUGCAGCUCUGAAUUACUGUGAUGUCACCGAGAUACCCUGUGGGGAUGUCUAUACUGUUGUCGUGUCACCUGUAACUGAUAAAGGAACAAAACUUACAUUUUGUCCUAAGAAAAUCUAUUCAGUGACUUGUUCUGGAAGUUCAGUAGGAAUGGUGAUUUACAGAGGAAAGAGAAGUGCAGAACAUCACCAAGUGCUACAAGAAAAAGCAGACUGAAACAAGCAAGUAAGAAUGUCAGAGCAUUAUUUCAGUCAACAUUGUUUGGACUGGAGUCUAAUGUAAUCAUUAAAACUUUUCGUCAUGUGGCUUCUGCACCACUGUGUUCACUCUGGUUAGUUUCUCUGUCAUAUGACUGCUGAAGCAGUCAAAGCAGUGACUUGUCAUUGCAGCUAAAAUAUGAUCCUAUUCCUAGCCAAUUAAAUAGUCUUUUCUUUUUGUCUGUUAUUAUUAGGUCCCCAUGCUUGUACUGGUUACUACAGUAUCCACUAGUCAGUUCAUGGUGCCUUAUACAUUUCUACCAUGUUCUAAUAAUCAGGAUAUUUUGUCAACUGAGCAUGCAUAUAAAAUUCCUUCAAUAUUUCUCCCCACUCAGUGAUUAUGAGAUUUUUAUACGACAGCAAUGUCAGCUUUCAAGACAAAGCUUCUGGAAAGUAGUAAAAUGAAAGGGGACCACCACUUAGCCAUACUAUAUGAUAAAAAAACAGAUCUUACUGU